AUGCAUCAACAGGCAAGGAUACCCCAGAGGAAAGCCUCGUCGCCCUCGCCAUCACCGCAGAUUCCAUCGUCCCGCAAUGUACCCAACGCUGAUGCUGGCAUCGGCGGAGCUCGUCCCCGGGCCACAUCUUCUCUCUCCGUGAACCAGCCUGCACAGGCUUCGGCAGCCGGUGACGCUCCAACGGCCUCGGGCUUACCCGCCGAUUCUGUCAGGAAGCUGGACCAGAUCGUACAGAAUUUCUACACCAAAGCUGCCGCAGUGAUUCUAGACUCUAGGAUGAAGAUUCGACCUAUGCGCUACUCUAAUGGAGUAGUCAAGGUGAAUAAAUGGUAUCAAAUAGAGACAGAUGAAAUUGAUGACUUCCGAGAGGAGCUCAGGACUUGGAAGGCCUGUGGCAGUAUAGAAAAUCUCCCGCCCCCGAUGGUCAUCGAGGUGUACCUAGAUGCAUCAUCCCUCAAGGAAAGCCAAAGUCUAAUUACCGUAGACGAACAAGGCAAACGAUGGGAUGUCAUGGAACAGCUGCAGUCGUCCAGAUCAAGCGAUGCCGCUUCGCCUACCACAUUUGCCCGCAACACAGAAGUCGUCCUGGAACGCUGGACCGUGGAGCUGAUACCCGGCAGCUUCCCACCCACCGAAGACUUUGGUCCCAUCCUCCCAACCAUCUACAAGAAGGCUAUUGUCUUUUUCAGAUCCCUCUUUGUUACUACCAGACUCUUACCAGCCUGGAAGUUCACUAGCCAGGGGAGGGCAAAAGGCUGCGUUGCCGCGCUCUCCCCUCGUUGCAGAAUUCUUCUGCAACGUCCCAGCAGGAAAUCCCCGGACCUGUUGAGGGCCCCCAUCGAUGGCAGACCCGACCCUGUUACAGAAUACAUGUUUGGAGAUUUGGAUGUCCCAGUCGGUCGUUUGAGUACGUCGGUCACGUACAGAAACGAAUGCAGCUUUAGAGUCGAUGACGCCGAGUCGCUGCUGAGUUCCAGGUUCAUGGGCAUUGAUGAGAACUACUUCAGGCCUUCCAUACCCCAAAGAGUCAGUUCACCAGGGGUCACACAACCAGAGGUUGGCUCGCUACGAGAUCAUCGAAGAAGGACUAGCAUCGGUGAUGUUCAGCAGACCUACGGGAGCCUAUCAACCUUCCAUGGCGACGGGCCCCUGGGAACCAGCCCCAUGUCUGCUCUCAGAUCCGUCAAGGUUCCUGGCUCUGACACGAGCUCGCCACCAGCCUCUUUACCAAAGCAGUCGGACUUUGAUGCUCCCAAGUCACUGCCCAUUGGCACCAGGGGCCAAACCAGUCGCCAUGGAACCCGACCUGAUGGAUCUGCCAGAAGACCAUCCAUCUCGUUUCAACCAUUCAAGGCCGGCUCUCUUUCUGGCUCCCCUGUACCUCGAUCUCUUGAACCAGAAUCGCCGGCGUCGCUGCAGGGCCGGACGCCAGCUUUCCCGACGAUGCAGCCUAGGCAGCGAACAUCGUUGACAGCUGGUAUGCCAGCAUCUCUGCGGGGCGGGCCUCCACAACAAACAGACGUUCCCGUUAUCGGUUCGCCACGCCCCUCCUCUUCAAACCGCUACAGCAGUAGUUUCACACAUCGACGAAAUCGCCCAUCCAUUAGCGGACCAAGCCGCGGAGGGCUCGAUGAUGAGCAGGGUAGCAGUGGGAGACAGAGUCUUGCCUCCUCGGUCGCUCAGCCCGGCUCCGGGUUCCUGGCUGAGCCGGAUAACGCUAGUUCGGGGUCGCUGCCUGCCGAUGACGAUGGCAUCUCGGACUUCUUGAAAGUUCUAGAUAGCAGGAAGACACUGAAGAGUUUCGAACCAACAAAACGGGACUCAGCGGCGAACAAGACCGUUGCGCAGCUGUCUAGGUUUCACCUAAUGCGGGAGUCGAACAAUGCAUUGGGAGAUUCCAUGACUUCGUCCAUGCAACUGCAGCGUUCCUCGAGUUCGUCGAGUCGACAGUUGACAAGUAUACCUGGAAUGGUUGCGCCGGCGUCCAUGUCGCCAUCUUCAUCGUCACCUGGCAAGCCCAUCUCACCGCACACCCCCCAUACACCCGCGAUCCCAUCACGCCUUAGCGAAAACUCGAUAGUCGAUCAUUCCGAGGAGCGCUCCAGAGCAGUUUCUCGAGCAACACGUCCCCAAGGCCCAUCGAUUCCGGAGUCAAGUCGUCAAAGCACCAUCACCCAGGAGGGUGCCACUGCCAUUGACAUACCGCUGUCACCUCGCCUCGGCUUACAUCAAAGACGAUCAAGCUCAGUUGCGCAGCAAACUAGGGCUACGGGUGAUGACGAGGAAACGGAUUCAGCUUUUGCGAAUCGAAGUGUCAGCUUGGGAGCAGAGGACAGAGAGCCCCCGACUCUUAGUACGCUCCUUGGCCGCCAAAUGCAGCUGGAUGACGAAUCUACUGCACGGGAAAGUCCGCCUAGUAGCCUACGUCCCGCCCCAGAGAUCCGAUCUACCAGUGUCUCAAUGGCGAUGCUCCGCGGAUCUACAGAAGAAACACCCCCAGACGGCUUAAUUUCUGUUGCACAGUCUUCGUCGCCGUUUCAACGGAAGCGGUAUGCCGGCAUGAGCGCUGGCCGUGGCCAAACGCCUCCGCCACAGUCUACGCAGCCUGCUCGAGGCAGCUACACGGGUAGUUCCAGCAGCCGCCUUGUCCGUGGCGACGAUGAGUCGGUCGGCGACGAGCCCCUCAUGUUUACGCUGUCGGAGAUGGAUGCCCAGGGUCGUCGCAGCAUAGAGGAAGGGCGGGGCAGUGUAAAUACAGGAAGCAACAACGGCUCAGAGAGGGCCAUGUUUGAGCCUCGCGGCACUACCAGAAGAGACGAUGACGACGCGGGGAGCGACAAGGCCAAGCCAGAGAGAGAGUCACUCAACGAGGAAAGCGCCAAGGACAUCGACAGCGAUGAUUUGCCCAUGGCCGAAAGACGCAAGACCAAGAAGCAGAUCGGCAAAAGGAAAAUCCAAGAGGCCAAUGCUGACAAGCCGGUCACCCCCAGAGUCCAAGAUCAAUGUCGAAGACGAGAGCAAAUAAAGAGACAGACACCGUGCCAUCAGAAAGAAGGAUAG
This is a messenger RNA of Cordyceps fumosorosea ARSEF 2679, 3060 nucleotides long. RefSeq names its product Autophagy-related protein 13. Lineage: Eukaryota; Fungi; Ascomycota; Sordariomycetes; Hypocreales; Cordycipitaceae. The transcript is spliced from 4 exons. Gene Ontology annotation, biological process: autophagosome assembly; mitophagy; piecemeal microautophagy of the nucleus. The record is from RefSeq and is a predicted model, not a curated record. The coding region runs from base 1 to 3060 and encodes 1019 amino acids. Gene Ontology annotation, cellular component: Atg1/ULK1 kinase complex; extrinsic component of membrane; phagophore assembly site.